Molecule: messenger RNA, 282 nt
Organism: Colletotrichum abscissum
Lineage: Eukaryota; Fungi; Ascomycota; Sordariomycetes; Glomerellales; Glomerellaceae
Exons: 1
Coding region: 1-282 (93 amino acids)
Source: RefSeq, a predicted model, not a curated record
AUGAUCGAGAUCGUCCGCGGAUGGCCGAGUUUGAGCUUGUCGGGGCACGAGGGCGAACAGAAGAGGGCGCCGGCAGAAAGGUCGACAGCAGCCAUGAAGCUGUCCGAGGACACUGAGUGCCCGGUGGGCGAGAGCAUCGUGUGCGGUCCCUCUGGUGCUGAGACGCCGGCGCCCUCGAAGGUCUCUCGGUUCGGAGCUCUGGCCGGGAAGAAACUGCAGCUCGAGCUGCGCAGGGUCGAGUCGAGAGAAUGGCACCGCAUACGGACCCGUCUAUCCGGCUAA